AUGCUUCUUCCCACGGGAACCAUUCCCCAAAGUCUCAACUCAAUCCACAAAACAUUCACAAAUAUAGUACCGAACCAAUCCCUCGGUAUUCCAAUAUCGAUAUCGCUCUUUGCCGGCUUAGCUACCACUUCAUUACUUUUUUUUACUUUCCGCGAUAUUCGUACAAUUACAGAUACAGAUGUCAUCAAAACUACCUUAUCAAAAAGAAAUUCAAAUUCAAAUUCUCAAUCUAAAAUAAUUCCCAGUCCUCUCAUCACCCAAAUUCCUACUCUCUUCCAAGAGGAAAUAUCCAAAUUACCGUAUCCGCCGGAUAUAUUCCCCGGGGCUCGUGAUAUUCCCAGUCCCUACGGCAGCACACGAGCCUAUGAAUUCGGACCCGUGAACGGACCCAAAAUCCUCCUCAUCCACGGGAUUUCCACCCCCUGUAUCUCCCUGCAUUCUCUCGCUACGACACUCGCUUCCUCGCACGGAUGCAGAGUUCUCCUUUUCGAUCUUUUCGGGAGGGGUUAUUCGGAUGGUGUGCUCGAUUUACCGUAUGAUGAGAGACUUUAUACGACGCAGAUUUUACUCGUUCUUGCUUCUUCUGAGUUAGCGUGGGUGGGUGGGGAUGGGUUUCAUAUUUUGGGGUUUUCGAUGGGUGGAGGUAUUGCGGUGGAUUUUGCAGUGGGGUUUCCCGGGUUGGUUAAAGGUGUGGUUCUUUUGGCGCCGAGUGGGUUGAUUAGAGAGCAGCAUUUUGGGUGGAUGGGAAAAAUGAUGAGGAAGUGGUGGUUUCCUGAUGGAUUGUCAGGGUGGAUUUUAAGGAGGAGGGUUAAGGGUGCUUAUUCGGGGGUUUCAAAUCCUACUUCUUCAUCUUCUUCCUCUUCCUCAUCUAAGGAUAAUCAAAAUGAAGAUCAAGUACAACUUGACUCAGAACUCAUAACGACUAUUCCCGCAUCUCCUAUCACAAACCAGGAUACGGAUAUUAAGGUCUCGUUUGACGAUUCACUUAUUUCCCCCUCAAUACCAUAUACAACAGUAGGACAAGUGAUGCAUUGGCAAACACAUCAACAUCAUGGCUACGCAAACGCAUUUGCAAGUUCAAUUAUGCAUGCGUCGGUUUCGGGUCGUGGUGAUACGUGGAGAAAGUUAUGGGGUUCUGGGGGUUUCUGUGGUGAUGGUAUAAUUUGGGGAAAGGGGGAAGAUAGUAAAAGUAAAAGCAAAAGAGAGAAAAUUUUAGUGGUGGUGGGAGAUUGUGAUGAUGUUAUUUUGGCGGAAGAGUUGAAGGAGGAUUUGGAGGGGGUGGUGGGGAGUAUUGGGGCGGAAGGUGAGGAUGAUGGGAAUGGUGAUUGUAAAGGUGAUGGGAAGAAGGGUAUAAGAUUUGAAGAGAAGAUUGUGUGGAAGGUUGUUGAGGGGGCUGGCCAUGAGUUUCCGAUUACGAAGGGAGAAGAGGUGGCGCGGUUUAUUGGGGAGUUUUUGUCUGGAUAG
Sclerotinia sclerotiorum 1980 UF-70 is the source of this 1464-nucleotide messenger RNA. RefSeq lists its product as hypothetical. Lineage: Eukaryota; Fungi; Ascomycota; Leotiomycetes; Helotiales; Sclerotiniaceae. Gene Ontology annotation, biological process: regulation of lipid storage. The coding region runs from base 1 to 1464 and encodes 487 amino acids. The transcript is spliced from 3 exons. The record is from RefSeq and is a predicted model, not a curated record. Gene Ontology annotation, cellular component: endoplasmic reticulum.